Messenger RNA from Diaporthe batatas, 705 nucleotides. RefSeq lists its product as uncharacterized. The record is from RefSeq and is a predicted model, not a curated record. Bases 1 to 705 code for a protein of 234 amino acids. The transcript is spliced from 2 exons. NCBI's taxonomy places the organism in Eukaryota, Fungi, Ascomycota, Sordariomycetes, Diaporthales, Diaporthaceae.
AUGAAGGUCCUCAUCCCCAUGCUCGCCGCCUCCGUGGCAAGCGCCCACACAAUCUUCUCCUCCCUCGAAGUGGGCGGCGUGAACCAGGGCCUAGGCCAGGGCGUCCGCGUGCCCUCGUACAACGGCCCAAUCGAGGACGUGACGUCCAACUCGAUAGCCUGCAACGGGCCCCCCAACCCGACAACCCCGACCUCCAAGGUGAUCACCGUCCAGGCCGGGUCCACCGUCACGGCGGUCUGGCGCUACAUGCUCAGCACGACGGGCUCGGGCCCCGCGGACGUCAUGGACAGCUCGCACAAGGGCCCCACGCUCGCGUACCUCAAGAAGGUGUCGGACGCGACCGCCGACACGGGCGUGGGCGGCGGCUGGUUCAAGAUCCAGCAGGACGGCCUGGGCGGCGACGGCGUCUGGGGCACCGAGAAGGUCAUCAACGGCCAGGGCAAGCACCAGAUCAAGAUCCCCGAGUGUAUCGCGCCGGGCCAGUACCUGCUCCGCGCCGAGAUGAUCGCCCUGCACGGCGCUGGCGGCUACCCCGGUGCCCAGUUCUACACCGAAUGUGCCCAGAUCAACGUUGUGGGUGGGACCGGCUCCAAGACACCGGCGGACACCGUCAGCUUCCCUGGUGCUUACAAGGGAAGCGACCCCGGUUACUACCCCCCUCUCACCUCCUACACCAUCCCCGGUCCUUCUGUCUUCACUUGCUAG